Messenger RNA from Elaeis guineensis (African oil palm), 1910 nucleotides. Its product is annotated as serine/threonine-protein kinase STY13. NCBI's taxonomy places the organism in Eukaryota, Viridiplantae, Streptophyta, Magnoliopsida, Arecales, Arecaceae. The record is from RefSeq and is a predicted model, not a curated record. Gene Ontology annotation, molecular function: ATP binding; protein kinase activity. Gene Ontology annotation, cellular component: cytoplasm. Gene Ontology annotation, biological process: signal transduction; protein phosphorylation.
UUCUCAGUGAGAACUGAGAAAGGAAGGUAGGAAAAAAAAGAAUAUUAAUAUCAUGAUAUGGUGGUAGGGAAGUAAUUUCUUCAGCACCUGCAUCCCAAUCUGAGCUCCUCCAUCAAGGAAGGGGGAAGUCAAUUCUUUGGAAAUCUGCCCUAUUUCCACGGCCCAUGUCCAUGUUGUAGGAGAAGAAGGGUGGGAUUGGUGCUUCCAGUGGCACUUAUCCUUGUCAUAGCUCCCGGACAUGGGGUGUGAUAAAAUUUUAGGAUGCAUGUGAUUUCUUGAGAGAUGGGCUUUGGGAAAGUAGCCAUCAUGUCUUUGGUUCUUGCAUUGGCCCUUCCCGGAUAAUCCGAAUUGGAAGCAAGUGUAAGCCCUGCCCUACUUAUCUUCUCUUUUGUAUCCCUUUUUUUUUUUGCCACAAGUCCAUGUCCUUGUCCUGGUGUUUCUGUUGCUGCCGCAAUUUACUGGAGAGAUAGAUGGAUAGAUGUUAGAUCCUGUUCGGUUCUCUAGAGAUGGAAUCUGGGAAUCGGUUCGUCUCCGUCGACGAGCACCACAUCGAUCCCAAGUGGCUCAUCGAUCCCAAGCAGCUCUUCGUUGGCCCUCGCAUCGGGGAGGGUGCUCAUGCCAAGGUCUACGAGGGCAAGUAUAAGAAUCAGAAUGUUGCUAUCAAGAUUGUGCAUAGAGGUGAAACCCCUGAGGAGAAGGCGAAAAGAGAGGGGAGGUUUAUGAGGGAGGUGGCCAUGCUCUCCAGAGUCCCACACAAGAACCUUGUCAAGUUCCUUGGGGCAUGCAAGGAGCCUGUGAUGGUGGUGGUCACUGAGCUUCUGCUGGGGGGUUCGCUGCGCAAAUACUUGCUGAACAUGAGGCCUCGGAGCUUAGAACCUGGUGUUGCGGUUGGAUUUGCGCUGGACAUUGCUCGGGCUAUGGAAUGCUUGCAUUCGCAUGGGAUCAUUCAUCGUGAUCUGAAGCCAGAGAACUUGCUGUUGACUGCAGACCAAAGAACAGUAAAACUUGUUGACCUUGGUUUGGCAAGGGAGGAAACAUUAACUGAGAUGAUGACUGCUGAAACAGGAACAUACCGUUGGAUGGCUCCAGAGUUAUACAGCACUGUUACGCUAAGGCAUGGAGAAAAGAAGCAUUACAAUCACAAAGUGGAUGUUUACAGCUUUGCAAUAGUAUUAUGGGAGCUGCUCCAUAAUCGACUUCCAUUUGAAGGCAUGUCUAACCUGCAAGCAGCUUAUGCAGCUGCUUUCAAGAACAUGAGGCCCAGUGCAGAAAACCUUCCUGAAGAAUUGGCUUUGCUCUUGACUUCCUGUUGGAAAGAAGAUCCAAAUUCCCGACCAAACUUUAGCCAAAUAGUGCAGAUGCUUCUACAUUAUCUUUCUACUCUUUCACCACCCAAACCUGUGGUCCCUUCCCAUGUAUUUAGGUCGGAGAAUGUAGUUUUACCACCUGAAUCUCCUGGGACAAGUUCGUUGAUGUUUGUUCGAGAUGACAUGGGCAAUACCCCGAAGUCCAACAUGGAAAACAAACCGAUGGGAUUCUUUUUCUGCUUCAAUCAGUGCUGCUGAUUGCCAAUUCAGUAGACCUUUUGUACGGCAACGGUUGCAUCCUGCUGUAGGCAAUUCCUACCUGCUGUAAGUUACGGAUGAAUGAGAAAAAAUUUUCCCUUCAUUACAUGAAGUUGUAACUUUGAUAUUUGAAGGUCAAUAACAUUACAUUUAACACCUAAUUUGAUAGUUGAUGUAAGAAGCUUGCGAGAGACUGGGGCAAAGGCUGAAUAAAGCCUUGUGUUUAUUUUUUGGUGAUAAAAUAAACCUCAUGUUUGAGGUUACCAAGUUUCCAAUAUGAUCUGGAUAAACCAGACAAUCUUUUCAGUCAGCUAGAAAUGAUCAGUGGAUUUUUUCCUUUGGUUU